Pseudocercospora fijiensis CIRAD86 is the source of this 1083-nucleotide messenger RNA. RefSeq lists its product as uncharacterized. The transcript is spliced from 4 exons. Lineage: Eukaryota; Fungi; Ascomycota; Dothideomycetes; Mycosphaerellales; Mycosphaerellaceae. The record is from RefSeq and is a predicted model, not a curated record. Bases 1 to 1083 code for a protein of 360 amino acids.
AUGUCAAGCCUGUCGCCCACCAACAACCCAAAGCACCAGCUCCAGCUUUACGGCUGCAACUGCGCGAUCUGUCGUAGCCUUCAUGGCGCGCGAGCCUCACUCGCUGCGAUUCCGAUACACCAAAUGAACACUUCUCACGUCGACUCGGACGCCGCUGGUCUCGUUCUCGAGGCUGAGCGCUUGCUCGGCGCAGCACAGUCCAUUCUUCUUCAGUACCACAUCUCCCAGCGAAAUCGACCGCCAGCUAUCGAGCAGCGACCAAAUGGAAUGUCGCCACCUCAGACCGCGAAUGGCGCUCCUCAAGCGACGGGCGACGACACGUCUCCAGCCAAGAGCGACACCACCGUUCACCCAAGCCAGACGGCGACAUCGUGGCGCGCAAGCAGCACAUCCCCCACGAAGAGCGAGAAGCCAGACAACUUCCAAGAGACGAUGAUUUCCAGGCUCUCGGAGCUGGGUCUUCUGCGUGACCAGGCUGGAAACAGUCAGCCAUCGACUCCUACAACUGUUGGCCAGCACGAUGGCAAGCCGGUGCAGAAGUCAAAGUUCCUCGUCUGUGACCACUGCCGAUCGCAUGGCAUCCGCUGUAACGAAGCUUCAGUGUGCAAGGAGUGCAUCUUGCGAGAAGUGCCAUGCACGCACCGCAUGUGUGAGCUGUCGCCGAAUAGCAAGGAGGAUUGUCCCCGCCAGGUCUGCUUCUACGUGCACGAGGAUUGGAUGCCUGAUGUCUACGGAAACCACAACCCGGGCGAUGAGAAUUGGCUUAUCCUGCCGGGCCGAAUCCGUGAGCACCUUACCGCUGGUCAGCUGGGGAAGCUUCAUCAGAAGACUGAUCAAGAGGUUCUUCGAUGCUACCAGGGUGUCUCCAUCCGCCAGACGCAGGCCAAGCAGGCUCUCACUCAGCUGGUCGAGAGCGGUCAAGCGACUUGGGAGACGGCGAACAUGGCGUGCAAGUGUCGUGAAAUCGAAGACGAAGAGCAGCGCGCACGCGCAAUCGAGGAGAAGCUCCGUCGCAUGGCCGUCUCUCCCGGUACACGCGGGUGGGUGCGAUUGUACGACUAUGCUACUGACGAUGCAGCGUAA